This is a messenger RNA of Rhodamnia argentea, 965 nucleotides long. Its product is annotated as NDR1/HIN1-like protein 26. Gene Ontology annotation, biological process: defense response to other organism. The transcript has a single exon. The record is from RefSeq and is a predicted model, not a curated record. Bases 103 to 756 code for a protein of 217 amino acids. Lineage: Eukaryota; Viridiplantae; Streptophyta; Magnoliopsida; Myrtales; Myrtaceae.
ACCUCUCUUUCCUUAGCAUGCUAAGUUUCCCCCUUCCUUCCUUAUCCUCCAUUCCCAUCUCUCUCUCUCUCUCUCUCUCUCUCUCUCUCUCUGCAAUUGCAAAUGACAAAAAUCGACAUAACAUCACCCAAACACUGCGCCCUCAAGGAAGCAAGGUUCUACGACAACCUCGACAAUCCCAAGCUCUACAAGAGGCUCUUCUUCGCCUUGUCCACUCUCUUCACCACCCUCCUCACCCUCAUCCUCCUCAUCUACCUCCUCCUCCACCCCACCAAACCCCGCUUCUCCCUCCAACAAGCCCAAAUCUACCAGCUCAACCUCUCCACCAAUCCGCAGCUCAUCAACUCCUCCGUCCAAGUCACCCUCAUCGCCACGAACCCCAACACCAAGGUCGGCAUCUACUACGAUGGCCUCCGGGUUUAUGUCGCCUACAAGGGCCAGCAGAUAACCCCCGACACUCCGCUUCCGCCCUUCUAUCAAGGGCACCAGGACACUAAUCUCUUGACCGCCUCCCUGGUGGGGACCUCGAUUCCCGUCGCUCCUUCGUUCAGUUAUGAAGUGGGCCGCGACCAGAGCGCGGGCGAAUUGUCGAUCAGUGUCAAAGUGGAUGGGAGGAUCAGGUGGAAGGUGGGGACUUGGGUCUCGUGGAAUUAUCAGAUCAAUGUCAACUGCGCCGCGGUUAUGGAUUUCGGGCCGGCGAUCCCAACCGGCCCGUUGAGUACCAAGCAAGGAAGCCAAUGUUCUACUUCUCUGUGAAAGAAGGGAACUUAUGAUCACCGCUACUUCUGGGAUUCAAUGCAUUUUCAAGUUCGUGGUUUCGUCUCUUUUGUUUGAUACGGUUGGCCUUUGGUUGAUGUAUUUCUAACUUUUUUUUUUUCGCAAGUACAUGUGAUGUUAAUGAUGGUUGAGAAUAUGAUAAAGGUUGAAAGUUAUAAUGAGAUGUGAAGAGCUUCUAUUGAUUUGUU